AUGUUCAACAUAUUCAGGAUCAGCGCAGAUCUGGCUCACCUUGCCAGUAUCUUGAUUCUCGUGCACAACAUCAGAAAGACCCGUCAAAUUGACGGUAUUUCUUUGAAGACGCAAGUCCUCUAUGUGCUGGUGUUCUGCACAAGAUACUUGGACCUGCUGACCUUUAGAUGGCGUUCUGUGUACAACACGCUAAUGAAGUUCGUGUUCAUCGGUUCCUCGGUCUACGUGGUCAGUCUAAUUCAAAAAUGCAGGGUCACAAACCCAGUCGCCUACAGAGACAUGCUAGUCCGCGACACAUUCCACAUCAAGUACCUGCUGGCCGGCUCCGCAGUUCUGGCUCUAAUCUUCAACUACAAGUUCACUUUUCUUGAGAUUUUCUGGAGCUUUUCCGUCUGGUUGGAGAGCUUUGCCAUCAUGCCUCAGCUAUUCAUGAUUUCUCGUUCGGGCAAAGCCAGCACAAUCACGAGCCACUACAUUUUUGCCAUGGGGUUGUACCGGGCCCUGUACAUUCCCAAUUGGAUUUGGAGAUACUCCAUCGACGGCCGUCCCCUGGACAAACUGUCAUUUUGCACUGGCCUCAUUCAAACCGCAUUGUACUCUGACUUCUUUUACGUCUACUAUAAAAAAGUGGUCAAAGGCUCAGGCUUUCAGCUGCCGCACUAA
Lachancea thermotolerans CBS 6340 is the source of this 663-nucleotide messenger RNA. RefSeq names its product Erd2p (gene ERD2). Gene Ontology annotation, molecular function: ER lumen protein retrieval receptor activity. Gene Ontology annotation, biological process: protein retention in ER lumen; endoplasmic reticulum to Golgi vesicle-mediated transport. Bases 1 to 663 code for a protein of 220 amino acids. Gene Ontology annotation, cellular component: membrane; cis-Golgi network; endoplasmic reticulum. The transcript has a single exon. The record is from RefSeq and is a predicted model, not a curated record. Lineage: Eukaryota; Fungi; Ascomycota; Saccharomycetes; Saccharomycetales; Saccharomycetaceae.